AUGCAGGGCUUCAAGGGCUUGCAGGGCCGUUUCAAGCAGGCCGUUGCCAACACGAAGGAGCGCGUGGGCGAGGCCACGAAGAACCUCGUCGACCGAGCGCGGGACGGCAGCCGCUCGGAAACGCAGUCCGUGGGCGCGCCCUCGGCGCCUUCGAGCCCCGCGCCGCCGCAGCAGCAGUACGUGCGCAUCCCCGUCGAGGCCGCGCGGCGCCUGCGCGCGAUGGAGGAGGGCGACAUGGCUGACGUCAUCAAGAGCCACCUUGAAGACCGGGGGCGGUUGCUCUCAGAGGUCGAUCGCCUGCGGGACGCGCUCGCAGCCGCGGGGGUGCCGGAGCCGUCCGGGGGCGACGCGGGGUCUGCGGGCGGGGACGCGCACGGGUGGGGGGGUGUUGAGGGUGUCCGGGAGCACGAUGAGGGGAUGUCUAGGGUUCUACUGAUCAAGCUGACCGACCAGCACGCGGCGCUGGAGACGCGGUACCGCGAGAUGGCGUCGCGCAGCGAGCAGCUGCAGCGGGAGCUCGACGAGCACCGCACGAAGCUGCGCGCGCACAUCCAGGGCGCCGGCGCCCCGCCGGACCUGCUGUCGGGCGCCGACGUCAGCACGGCCCCCGCCGGCGCGGACGACCGCGUCGCGGCCCUCGAAUCGGCCGUGCGCGGCAAGGACGAGGAGCUCGCGCGGCUCCGUGCCCAGAUCGAGCACCUGGCGACCGCGAUGGGCGACGCGUCGACGGCGGAUGCGGCGUCGUCAGCGGAGGAGGCGCACCGUUUGCGGCGGGAGCUCGACCAGGCGCUGCGCGGCGCGUCGGCGCUCGAGGAUGAGCGCGAGCAGUGGCGUGCGCAGGCCCUGAGCCAGGGUGCGGUGGUCGAGGACCUGAAAGCGCGGCUCGCGGACGUGGAGGCGGCCGCGCAGGCGCCGGCGGGGGGCGCGGAGGCGGAGGCGCGCGCCGGGGCGGCGGAGAGCCACGCGGCGGAGAUGAAAGAGAAGCUGAAGCAGGCGGUGCGGAAGGGGAAGGCGUUGGAGGAGGAACGGAACGAGUUGCGUGCGCGGCUGCAGCAACAGGAGGAGGACGCGAGCCGGCGGGCGGCGGAGCUGAGCGGGCGCGUCGCGGAGCUCGAGGCGACGGCGGAGGCGUCGGCCGCGGAGGUGGCGUCGCUGCGGGACGGUGCGGGGCGCGCCGAGGCGGACCUGACGCAGGCCCGACUGCGGGUGAGCGAGCUCGAGUCUGCGGCGGCGGAGCGCGACGGAGGCGUGGCGGCUGCGCAGGAGGAGGCGGCGAAGCUCCAGGCGCGCGUGGGGGAGCUGGAACGCGCGCUGGAGGAGGCGAGAGCGGCGGGCGCGAAAGCGGCGGAGGCGGAGCACGAUCAGGUCGACACGUUGCGGGCGCGUGUCGCUGAGCUGGAGAGCACACUCGCGGCGAGCAAUGAUGAGGUGGCGCGUUCGAAGAAGGCCGCGGAGAGCUUGCAGGCGCGGGCGGACGAGAUCGAGGCGACUGCCACUCAGGCGCAGCACGACGCCGACGAGGCGCGUGCGCGCGUGGCCGAGCUCGAGGAGGCGCUCGCGUCGAGCGCGGACGCGGCGGCGCGCUCGAAGCAGGCCGGGGAGAGCCUGGCGGCACGGGUGGACGAGAUCCAGGCAGCGGCAUCGCAGGCGCAGCAAGACGGAGACACGGCGCGUGCGCGCGUGGCCGAGCUCGAGGAGGCGCUCGCGGCGGCGACGUCGCGCGCGGACGCGGAGGCGGAGCGCGCUGCGUCGCUGCGGGAUCGCGUCGACGAGAUGGAGCGAACGGCGGCGGACGCGGACGGCAGUGCCAGGGCCGCGGUCGACGCCGCGCAGGCGCGCGUUGCGGAGGCGGCCCGCGACGCUGAGAUGCUGCGCGCCAGGGUGGGUGAGCUGGAGGCCGGCGCCGCGCGAGCGGAGGAGCUUGGCGAGCGCACUGCGACGUUGGAGGCGGAGCUGGAGGCGGCGAAGGGUCGCGGUGAGCAGGCGGCGGCGCUGCAGGCGCGGGUGACCGAGCUGGAGGCGGCUGCUGCGGCGGUGCAGGCCGCGGGGGAGGCCGACGCGGGGCGAGCGGCGAGGGAGCUCGCGGAGGCGCGCGGGCGGGUGGCAGAGCUGGAGGGGGCGCUGGGCGAGCAGCGUGGCGCGGCGGCGAGCGCGUCGGAGGAGGCGCAGGCGCUGCGGGCGCGCGUGGCGGAGCUCACGGCGGAGCUCGACGGGGAGCGUGAGGCGGCGCGGGUGACGGCGGAGCGGGCGCGGAAGCUCGAGGACACCGUCGCGAAGGUGGAGGGUGCGGCGGCGAAGGUCGAGGCGUCGCUCGAGGCGGCCCGGGCGGACGCGGAGGAGCAGCGCCGGCGCGUCGCGGAGCUCGAGGCGGCUCUGGACGACGCGCGCAGGAGUGGCGGGGAGGCCGCGGCGGGUGCGCAGCAGGAGGCGCAGGAGCUGCGGGGGCGCGUCGCGGAGCUGGAGGAGGCGCGGAAGGCCGCGGAGGGGGAGUUCGAGGCGCUGAGGGCUCGGGCGGCGGAGCUCGAGGGCGCGGUGGGGGCAGCGGCUGCACGGGCCGACGGGCUGGCGGGCGAGCUGGCGGCUGCGCAGGCGCGUCUGGCUGAGGUGGACGCUGGCGAGUCUGACCGAGAGACUCGGGCCGCGCAGCUCGCCGAGCGCGUCGCGGACCUCGAGAACAUGCUCGAGGUGGCCGAGAAGGCGGCGGAGGACCAGGCUGCGGCUCUGCAGUCCCAGAUUCGCGACGCCAAGGCUGAGGCGGAGUCAGGCGUGGCUGACGCGACAGGGAAGUGCGAGGCGGCGCGCGCGGAGGCUGCGGCGGCUGAGAGCGCCCGCGGCGAGCUCGAGAGCGCCCUGGCCGAGAAGGAGGAGUCGAGAGAGAUGCUGGAGCACCAGGUCGAGGAUUUGACCCACGAAGUCAACCGCGUCAUGGCGAUCAACCAGGAGCUCGAGACGAACCUCGAACGCAUCCUCGCGGACCUCGAGCUCGCGCAGGAGCGCCGGCAGGUCCUCGAGGACCGCGUCGCGGAGCUGCAAGACGCGAAGGGAAGCACGCAAGCGCGCGACAAGGACUCGAACGCCGAGGGCAAAGCAGACGAGCUCGAGCGGCUCCAGAGCCGCGUUUCCGAGCUCGAGGGCGUGCAGGAGGAGCUCCAGGCGGCCAAGGCGAGGGUUGCGGAGCUCGAGGCGGCCGUCGAAGAGGCAACAAAGGCGUCGACGUCUGCGCAGCGGGAACUUGCAGAGGCGGUAGCGCGCGCCGGGGAGCAGGGCGACGCCGAGCGGCUGCGGAGCGAGGCCGAGGAGCGGGCGAAGGAGCUUGCGCAGGAGCGGAGCCGGGCGGAGGCCGCCCAGUCGCUCGUGCGCGACAUGCAGGCGCGGUGCGAGGCGCUGCUGCAGGAGCGAGCCGAGGCGGGCGAGCGCGCCGCGAAGGCCGAGGCUGAGCUGAAGGAGGCCCGCGGAGCCACGGACGCCGAGAUGAAGUCGCUGCGCGAGAAGGCGAAGCAGGCGCGACACGCGCACCGAGAGGCGGUGGCGGCGGCGGAGCAAAUCGUUGCGCAGGAACGGCGGCGCGUGGCCGACGCGGAAGCGGCGCAGCGGAACGCCGAGGCGCAGUGCCGCGAGGCGCAGGCGAAGCUCAAGCAGGCUGAGAAGGCGCACGGGGACGCAGCGCCACAGAUCGCGGCAGCGGCGCAGGAGCGCGACGGGCUGAAGGAGCGCCUGCGCGAACGUGACGCGCAGUGCCGCGAGCUCGAGGGCCGCGUGGAGAGCCUCGUCGUGGAGCUGUCGUCCACCGAGGCCAAGGCGACAGCGCUCAAGGCGGACGCCGACAUGCUGGCGGUGGAGCGCGCGGCGCGCGAGGAGGCCGAGGCGCGCAUCCGGACGCUCGAGGAGGAAAUGCGCGAAGCUGGGGGCCGCGAGGCGGGCCGCAGGGCGCUGGAGGAGGCCGCGCGCGCUGCGGACGAGCGCGAGGCGGCUGCGCGGGCGGAGGCCGUGGAGGCCGCCCAGCAGGCCGCGACGCUCGAGGCGCGCGUCGAGCAGCUGCAGCGCGAGCUCGAAGACGCCUGGCGCGACGCGGCGGACGCGCGGGCGGAGUCCCGGCGCGCCGAGGCGCGCGUGACCAAAGAGGUCGAACGUCGGCUCAAGGAAUCGGCGAAGGACCGGGCGCAGUGGCCGGACGCUGCCAAGGAGGAGACCGAGCGGCUCGCGGCCGAGGCGGCGCGGGCGGCGCGGCGAGCGGACGGGCUCACGCGCGACGUGGAGGAAGCCACCGCGCGUGCCGCGGAGGAGCACACGCGCGCAGACGAGUUGCAGCGGCGCGUGGCGGAGCUGGCGGCGGAGCGCGACGCGCUCGAGCGGGCCGCGGCGUCCGCGGAGGCGUCGACGCCCGGUGAGCGCGCGAGGCUGGAGCAGGAGGUGCGGCAACUGAAGGCGCUGGUGUUCCAGUUGGAGGAAGACAAUCAUGCGCUGCAGCGGGAGAACGAGGCUGCGAGCCGGCGGGCGGCGGCGGGAGAGCCGUUGGGGGCCGCGCAGGCCCGGCAGUUGAAGGGUGCGGGGGGGUCUCGGAGGGGGACUCUUUCGAGAGGCCCCUCGUCGCAUUUCGACGAGGCGGCGCUGGGGCGCACGAGCGAGGUGGACCACCUGUACGCGAAGAACGUCGUGCUGCGGUUCGUGGAGGCGGCGCUGCGCAACAAGCGCAACGAGCGCGACGCCAUGGUGCCCGCCGUGGCAGCAGUGCUUGGUGCGACGCCGAUGGAGCUGCAGCAUCUAAUGGGCAUCGUGCAGCGCGGGACCGGGGGCAUCCUUGGCGGCCUGCUCGGAUGA
Molecule: messenger RNA, 4818 nt
Organism: Pedinophyceae sp. YPF-701
Lineage: Eukaryota; Viridiplantae; Chlorophyta; Pedinophyceae
Source: the annotation of a GenBank genome assembly